Molecule: messenger RNA, 729 nt
Organism: Blumeria graminis f. sp. triticale
Lineage: Eukaryota; Fungi; Ascomycota; Leotiomycetes; Helotiales; Erysiphaceae
Source: the annotation of a GenBank genome assembly
AUGGAGCAAUUUGAUAGAGUACUGGAUCAAGUAAAGAAUAAAAUGGACCGCGUCGAAUUAUUGUUAAUCGACGUCUUGUCAACGAUAAAGGGGAGUCCACGGGAACAAGCUGCCACCAACCUUAAUAGUCAGAUUACAAAGUCCUCGCUCGCCGAAAUUGUUUCUCCACCAGUUGUUCGAGAUGAUGAGUGUGAAGUAAUUGCGGGACUAUAUUCGAAUACUCCAGAGGAAAAUACUACCCAUCCAAUCAAUCCCGAAACUGAUUCCUUCACAAUGUCAUACGGUGAACAAUUUGCCAAGGAGAUCCGGCCGCAGGUCUAUCCGCUCAACAAUGUAACGCAUGAUGUAUGCACCUGUAUUGAAAACAAAGUGACUCUUCUGCCAAAAUAUUUUCUCGACAAAGCCGAUCCUCCCAUGCCUCCAAAGAUUGUGGAAUUCCAGCCAGCUCUUAAGGAUCCUCCAGUCUCACACUGGUAUCAGUCACAACCCCGCUGGCUGGAUCUAAAAGAAGAAUUCCCCGGCACUUGUGUUGAGGGCCAAAGAAACUCCUUAACCACAUGGCUAAUUAUUCUCGAAACUAUAGCUAAGGCUACGGAGCGAAUGAACGUCCUUCAUAAUCCUAGGGCCAUCUACUCUCGCCUUACCACUAAGGAAAUGGAUAAUAAUAACUUCUUUGCUCUAUGGACCGUAACGCAAUCUAGUCUCAAGCUCUACCACCUUAAAUUGUAG